GACAGAACCAUCGUCAAUGGCUGGCUAAGUGCACUGGAUAUGCUCAUGCUUUUCGCUGGACUCUUUGCUGCCAUUCUAUCCGCAUUUCUCAUCGAAUCGUCCCGGGACUUGAGGGCCAAAGAUAUAACCGUUCUAUCCGAUCAGAUAGCUCGGCUGCUCUCUAACGUCACUUCAACGGAUGUCGGCUCUGAAGUUGGUGAUUCCGGGGGGCGAUUUCAUCCAUCGACUACCACUAUCGUGGUGAAUCGCUUAUGGUAUUCUUCCCUCGGCAUUACACUCAGUUCUACCGUCAUCUUGAUGCUCGCCAAACAAUGGCUAGAGGAGUACAGGACAUCAGGAAUGAGCCUGAAAUUCUUGAAUGAGGACUCGCUAGAGGGGAUUAAACAUCAAGCAUCUCUUGUGGCGUAUCGGAGCGCAGGGCUGUCACUAUGGAUAGUUCCUGAAAUUAUUGGGGUGCUUCCUAUUGCAUUGCACAUCGCGCUACUUCUCUUCGCAGGUGGACUC
Cantharellus anzutake is the source of this 504-nucleotide messenger RNA. RefSeq lists its product as uncharacterized. The transcript is spliced from 2 exons. Lineage: Eukaryota; Fungi; Basidiomycota; Agaricomycetes; Cantharellales; Hydnaceae. The record is from RefSeq and is a predicted model, not a curated record. The annotation marks the transcript as partial.